Capsaspora owczarzaki ATCC 30864 is the source of this 1092-nucleotide messenger RNA. RefSeq lists its product as hypothetical. The transcript has 2 exons. The coding region runs from base 89 to 793 and encodes 234 amino acids. Lineage: Eukaryota; Filasterea; Ministeriida; Capsasporidae. The record is from RefSeq and is a predicted model, not a curated record.
CAGUCUUCAUUUGUCAUUGAGAUCGACUUACAAACACCACGAUCGCAUCGUACAUCAUAGUGCCAAUACUGGUACAAUUAUUCUGACGAUGAUGAUGACGAUGAUGGCAAUGACAAGACUUGCACUGGCGAGGAGUGCACUUUGCCUGACGAGCACCUCGUUUUUCGCUGUUGCAGCGCCAAUACGACGGCCGCCAAGCAUUGCCGGACAGUCCGAGUCCACUCGAUCUGCGUCAUCAUCAUCAGUUUCAACUUCAGCAGCAUCGAGCGACACACCACUGAGGACGGUCCACCGAUUUCCAGUGCCUGACUUUGAGCACGUUCCACGCUCGCCGUCGUCGCUUCCGCUCGAGGACGCGUCCAUCGCCACACUGAGCUCGGUCUUCACGCCGCAAGUGACACGCGCACUCUAUCGAGCCUACCUGCGCGAAAUCAGACGAGUUCCGCGUCUCGCACUGCGGGAGCGAGCCAAACAGGAGCUUCGAGACACUUUCAUCGGGGCACGGGUGCUUGUUGAGGCACCCACACGACCGGAGCGCGCCCGGCGGCUAUGGGCACUUACAAAGUUUUUAUUUGCCGGAAAGCCAAGGCAAAAUUUGCCUGUGCCAAAAGCACCGCUAGAGAUACUCUAUGCCAUUCAAAAUCAGCUGUUAUUGCCGUUUGUCGAAUCGCCGCAGCAUCUCCUCGCGCAUGCCAUCUACACACUUCAGUGCAUGCAGCGAGCGUCCAACCCACUAGACGCGUUGUACAUUCGAAGUGCGCCGACGCCCGACUUUGACGAUCUGACCUAUUAAAAGAGGGGACCACAAGUUUCCGUCGCAUGGACGUACCGCUCAAGUGCAUGCGGCGUACAAUCUCCCUUCGCAGCAUGUCUUUGUUGGGAAGCGAGCGACCAUGGGGUACAGGCUUCUCAAAAUGCCUGCAGCGAUCACGGCUUUGAUUUUGGUUGUUUGGUUCUAUUCAAAGCCAACCUGCUCCCAGGAUGCUUGAAUUGCUCAUAUUGCCGUGUCUCGCUUUUGCUGUGUUCUUGUCAACCGCUUUCUCUUGUUCGCCAGUGCAUGAAUCCGGAAUCAAACCUUCAAUCCAAUGUUCC